AUGGCGGCCGCAUCGCUCGUGCUCGCGCUCACGCUUCUCGCUUUCGCCGCAUGCGUAGAAGAGGACUGCAUAGACUGGGAGGGCAAGUCGAUUCCGCAUGGGUUGCUGUACGUGCCGGGGCCCGGAGUUUGUUCCCUCUGCGUGUGCUACCACUCCGAGCCGAUGUGGUGCAAGGCCAUUUACUGCGACCCGCCUUACUUCUGCAAGAACUUCCGCGUAGGCGAGCGGUGUUGCGAGUUUGAAUGCCUCGAUCCGCCUGGUGAGGACAUCCGCUACCGCGAGCGGCAGCGGUUGCGGGCGCUCAUACUGGCCGGCAACUCCUCAGCACAUCACAUACUGCCGUCGAAGGAACUCAAAUAUGGAAUGUCGAUACUGGCCGUGGCCGUGGCUAGGCUUGUCUGAGUUGCAACCAGCCAGUGGCGCGCAGUCACCGUUGUAUGGGCUGGAUGCUGGCUGGCAAGCCGUUUACGUCACUAGACAAAUUAAAAAAAAAAAGUACGCGCGAAUGUUUAUAAUCCCGUGAGACCAUGCUCUUAACGACGAACAGAAGCCAAUGGAAAAACGUGAUUUUCAACAGGGCAUGUCACGAUCUUUAGCAAUGAGGAAACUGAAGAAGAAGAAAACUUAAAUUUCGCGCAUUUUCUAGUGACAAACUGGUUUGACCGGUCUAUAAUUGCAUGUUAGGUCGACACGUCUGUAGAGCCUUAAUGGAAAAAAAUGAAACCAUAAACAGUUUUGGAAGUGUGAAGGUGUUGUAUAUGUGUAUAGUGUGUGGAAGUUUUUUAUUGGUGAUAUAGGGAAGUGAAAUGUUCAAGAACAGUGUUAAAGAUUGGUUAAUUUUCUUUUUAAAACAUGGGUUCAAGAUUUUAUGAG
Messenger RNA from Leguminivora glycinivorella, 873 nucleotides. RefSeq names its product integral membrane protein DGCR2/IDD-like. NCBI's taxonomy places the organism in Eukaryota, Metazoa, Arthropoda, Insecta, Lepidoptera, Tortricidae. Bases 1 to 402 code for a protein of 133 amino acids. Gene Ontology annotation, cellular component: membrane. The record is from RefSeq and is a predicted model, not a curated record. The transcript is spliced from 3 exons.